AGGAGUCACAGGAGAAAUGAAACUAGGGCUUUUGUCCACAAUCUGACAGCAAUGCAGCCGAAAGCUCAAACAAAAGAGCUGAAAGGCAGGUUCAGAGGCGUCCGUGUGCUGCAGCAGUAAAAUGAUCACAGGAUUCUUGAGAUGAGUCAAAGGCCGAACCAGUUUACUGGCAGUGUGAAUCGUAGAUAAUUAAGCCCUGAUGAAACCUCACACCUUUCCUUCCUGACUGAAUAAAACCCGGUGUGUGUUUUAUUGAAGAAAAGUAUGUGAGACGGAUGAGACGAUGGAAGAUUCACACACCCUUCAGGAUGAAGAUGCAUCCACAGGACACAGGGAAGAACCUGGCUCUCCUGUACCGAGCUGUGCAUCGAUGCGCAGUAACAGCUCAAUGAACCGGCCAAUCAUAUUUCAGGGGAAAAACCCAUCCAUUUUCAGACCUGCAGUCCAUCAGAACAGACCAGUCCCUUUACCAUCCAGCCACGUCUCCAUCAAGAGUCAUCAAUCUAUGGAUCCUCCAAUCACCAUUAAAGAUAAACCUUUACCUUCUGAAUCCAGAUCAGUCCCAUCAGCUUCCAGCUGCGUGUCUUUGAAGAGUGAUAAAUCAAUAGAGCCACCAAUCUCCUUUCCUACCAACCCCAAACCAUCUGGACAAGAGAUGGCUGAGCUGAAACUCGUGGGGAAAACCAAGUCACCAAAUAUAGUCAAAACUGGAGGCGCUGUGGAACGGAGUAUCAGUCUCAGUACUAGAGACUUUCUAAAGUUAUUGUUGUGUGAAGAUGAAUCAUAUAAGAAAUAUAAAUCCAGUCUGAAAGAUCGCUUCCAGCGCUUAUCUGACCAACUACCAAAUAGCGGACAAUCGACUCUUCUCGACGAUAUCUACACGGAUCUGUACAUUACCGAGGGCGACAGCGGAGAGGUGAAUACUGAACAUGAGGUGAGGCAGAUUGAGAUGGCUGCCAGAACGCAGCAGUUGAUGGGGGACAAAUCGAUCAAAUGCAACGACAUCUUCAAACCCUUACCUGAGCAAGACAAGCUGAUCAGAACCGUGCUGACCAAGGGAGUGGCUGGCAUUGGAAAAACCGUCUCUGUGCAGAAGUUCAUCGUGGACUGGGCUGAGGGGAAAGCAAAUCAGGAAGUGCGCUUUAUAUUUCCACUUCCUUUCAGAGAACUGAACCUGAUAAACGACCAGAGCUUCAGUCUGGAAGGUCUUGUUCAUCGUUUUAUUCCUCAACUGGAAAAGAUGCCGUUUAUCGACAUCGCUGAACACGAUAUUGUAUUUAUCUUUGAUGGCCUGGAUGAAUGUCGAUCAGUUAUGGAUUUCAAAAACGACAAGAUCAUAAACGAUGUGACUGAUAGGACCACAGUGGACAUGCUUCUGUCAAACCUAAUCAAGGGUAAUCUGCUUCCCAAAGCCAAAAUCUGGAUUACCUCCAGACCAGCAGCAUCCAGUCAGAUUCCAGUUGAAUUUGUAAGUCAAGUCACAGAGAUCCGGGGCUUCAAUGACCCUCAGAAAGUGGAAUACUUCCAGAAAAGGAUCAGAGACCAAAGUCUGGCCAAGAAAACCAUUGCACACUUGAAAUCGUCUCGGAGCUUGUACAUCAUGUGUCACAUCCCAGUCUUCUGCUGGAUUUCAGCCACUGUUCUGGAGAGGAUGUUGAGAGAAACCGAAGACGCUGCGAUUCCCAAAACCCUGACCCAAAUGUACACGCACUUCCUCAUCAUCCAAACAAGCAUCCGAAAGGAGAAGUACUCACCGAGCGAAGACAAAGAAAUCGACAAAGAGAUGAUCCUCAAACUCGGACAUCUCGCCUUCAGACAGCUGAUCAAAGGGAACCUGAUCUUCUACGAAGAAGACUUGAGAGAUUGCGCCAUUGACGUCGAGGAUGCCGUUGUGUACUCAGGAGUUUGCACGCAGAUCUUCAGAGAAGAGUUUGAACUGCAUCUCAGAAGGGAAAAGGUGUUCUGCUUCGUUCACUUGAGCAUCCAGGAACAUCUUGCAGCUUUGUACGUCUACAUAUCCUUCAGUGAAGGCGAGCAAACCGUGCUCAACCUGUGGAACCCAACAAAGAUUGCGGCUGCAUUUCCAUGUCUUUCCAUCUAUGACCUUCAUCAGAGCGCAGUGGACAAAGCCUUAAAAAGCACAAAUGGUCAGUUCGAUCUGUUCCUCCGAUUCCUUCUUGGCCUCUCCUUGGAAAACAACCUUGCUCUCCUACAAGUUCUGCUGCCACGGGUAGCUGCAGGUUGCACCACAAGCGUUGAGAAAACGAUCGAUUACAUCAAGAUCCGGCUCAGGAUGACCCUUCCUCCAGAGAAGUACAUUAACCUCUUUCACUGCCUGAACGAGCUGAACGACUCCUCCCUGCAGGACGAGAUCCAGACCUUGCUUGGUUCUGGACGCCUGUCGAAGACCAAACUCUCUCCGGCGCAGUGGUCAGCUUUGGUUUUCGUGUUGCUGAACUCGGACAGGGAGCUGAGUGUCUUUGACCUGAGGAAAUACAGCCUGAGCAAUGCAGACGAAUGUCUCUACAGGAUGCUACCUGUUGUAGAAGCCUCAAAAACAGCUGAGGUUCGACAGUGCAACCUCUCAGUUAAAGGUUUCCAGUCCCUGGCCUCAGCGCUCAGCUCAAAAUCAUCAAAUCUCAGAGAACUGAAGCUCAGCGGCACUAAAAUGCACGGGUCCACCAUAAAAAACCUCUCUGAAGGACUGAAGAACCUGCACUGUAAACUGGAGAUACUGGACCUUUCUGAAUGUAACAUCCAAACAGAUGACUGCCGUUUGCUGGCCUCAGCUCUGAACUCGAACCCUCAGCAUCUGAAAGAGCUGGACCUGAGCUUUAAUCCUAUUGGAGAUUCUGCGGUGCUGCCGCUCUGUGGAGUUCUGUACAAUCCAAAGAGUCCACUGAAGAAACUCAAGCUGUAUAGCUGUGAGCUAACUCAGAAGAGCUGCGCAGUCCUGUCAGAAGCCCUGGCGACCCACAGUAACUCAAGCUUGACAGAGUUGGAUUUGAGUAAAAAUGCUCUUCAGGAUCACGGAGUAAAGAUGCUUUCUGAUGCACUGAAGAAUCCACACUUUAAGCUUAGGAGUCUGAGUCUGACGGACUGCGGAAUCACAGAGGUUGGCUGUGUUUCUCUGUAUUUGGCUUUUCAUUCAAACCCUUCUCACCUGAUUGAGCUGUGUCUGAACUACAACAGACUCAGAGACUCUGGAGUGAAGGUCAUCGCUGAUAUUUUGAAACAGCCACAAUGCAAGCUGGAGAAGCUAAGUUUGUCACAGUGUGAAAUCACAGAUGAAGGCUGUGCUGCUCUAGCUUCAGCUCUCAGGCUGAACCCUGAACCACAUCUGAGGGAGCUGGAACUGACCAGGAACAAACCAGGAACCUUGGGGAAGAACCAGCUCAGAGCUCUGCAAGAGCAUCCAGACUUCCGUCUGGAAAAGUUAAAAUUUUAGAAGACUAAUGCAGAUUUGCCUGGAGAUUAAAGGUAUUCUUACCAUCACCAACAAGAAGCUGCCAAUGGGAAACACUGUAGAUACACUUUAUGCACAAAAGAGUUGGGACAUCAGCUCAUUCGUCAUCGAUUCAUCUGAGAUCAGGGGAUUUUAAGGGGAUUACUAAAGAGUAAAAGAAGAACUGAUGCUGCUUUUGUUGGAGUAACUGUCUCUACUGUCCAGGAAACAUUGGAUAAUCAAAUCCAAUAUUCAAAAGUACUGGAUGGAGCUCCAUUAUUCCAGAGAUCACAGUUCCACUGCCUUACAGCUCAACAUACCUGGGUUUUAUAUUCUUCUAGCCCACUCCUGGCUUUAGAUAUGGUUUAAAUAUGUUCAUGUUUAUCUGAGAGGCUGAAAAUUGCUGUUCAAUUUUCAGUGUUUUUUUUCAUGCAAAUGUAUCUUUGCUGUCGUAACGACUGGAAAAGUACACCUUGCAUGGCUCAAAAAACACAAACGGCAAGAAAAAGGAUGUGUUUUAGACGUCAUUCGCCUUUCCCUUUAACAGCCAGGUGAGCUCUGACUUUUGUGAAUUGCUAUUUUAACAGCGCAUCGCUUCUGCACUUCUUGGCAGAGGAAACAGGUUAAUUACGGGAACAGCAAUGUUGUUUUAUUUUGUAUUCUGUUCAUUGUUAAUGUAAAAGUUGGGUUUGUGCACUGUUGCAUGUCCUUGUGUGUGUGUAACGAGUGGGGUGUACACGUGGCAUGCCUGCAUUGCCAAGAUAGCAAUGAACAUCUGACUGUUGACUGUUGUCCGGGUUGUAUUUAGUCAGUGGCACGCCUGUGUUUUCCAUUGCCAAGAUAGCAAUACACCAGAAGUUUGCAUGAAAGCACCUUACUUCCAGACCACCACACCCUUCAACACAGAUAUAUUCACAAGCACUGUUGCUGUUUAAUCAAUGUAGGUGCACAGCAUGAAAUUACACUGUUGACAGGGUGCAAGAUAGCAAUGAGCAUCACGGUGUGCAUUGAGCAUGGUGUAAAACAUGGUAGAAAGUCUCCAUGGUGUUCCUUAAUCAGUGUCAUAUGUCUUUUUAUGUAGCCUGAUUAUACACUAAGUGUUUCCUGCUGAAUAGAGCUCCAAAUGUAUGGUUUUCAGGUGAUAUAACUACAAAUACUGCAGUUGUGGUGUAAUGGAUCAAAAAUCUCAUGGAUCAGAUCAUUUCAUGGAUUUUAAAGCACAGAUCUGAAAUUUUUUAGACCAUUGUUUUUUUUAUUUGUAUGACAAAUAUUAGUAGUGACUGAGAUAUUUGAUUUGGGGUUUUCCAGCUUCUAUUCUCUUAUAAACUCCUGCUUGCAUAAUUCACUUAAAGGGGGCGUGUCUAUAGCACUGGACUCCGCCUCUCUCCGCUAUGAUGUAGUGAUGAGUCAAAUAUGUAACUACUCGUUGUUUUACUGGUUUUCCUGUCAUGCUUUCCUGUGGUUAAGGUAACAGAAGUUGUCUUGGAUAAUUUGACAAUUUUAAUCUUUUCCAGCUAACAGAGAACAUUAUAAGAACAUUUAGCCACAUUUUGAAAAAGGGUUCCAGAAAAGUUUGCCUGUAAUAAUACAGAAAUAUUAUUAUUAUUAGGAACGUUAUACUUAUAACGGUUUCCAUCACAAUGUUUUUGCAACAUUUUUCAGGUUUCAUUUUCCAGCAGGACUUAGUACACUUAGAAACUAUUUAGUUCAGAUUUUAAACAUUAACCCUGCUAAAGAAAAACUAUAUAUGUCAAAGUUGGGUUUAUUAUGGUUUUAUUUCUGUUGCAUAAAUAUAAAAUAUUAGAGGUGUGCCAAAAAAUCGAUUCACAUAAGAAUCUUGAUUCUCAUUUACUACGAUUCAGAAUCGAUUUAAAAUGUCCCAAAAUCGAUUCUGAGGGGCGGGUUUUAGACUGAUUUUGGGCUGGGUAUUUUUGUUGGACCUGGCAACC
This is a messenger RNA of Astyanax mexicanus (Mexican tetra), 5394 nucleotides long. Its product is annotated as NLR family CARD domain-containing protein 3-like. Lineage: Eukaryota; Metazoa; Chordata; Actinopteri; Characiformes; Acestrorhamphidae. The record is from RefSeq and is a predicted model, not a curated record. Gene Ontology annotation, molecular function: protein binding. The transcript has 13 exons. The coding region runs from base 284 to 3448 and encodes 1054 amino acids.